Messenger RNA from Ruditapes philippinarum (Manila clam), 2537 nucleotides. RefSeq names its product rho GTPase-activating protein gacF-like. Bases 283 to 1755 code for a protein of 490 amino acids. Lineage: Eukaryota; Metazoa; Mollusca; Bivalvia; Venerida; Veneridae. The transcript is spliced from 12 exons. The record is from RefSeq and is a predicted model, not a curated record.
CCCGUUUAGACUAACGGCAGAUCAGAGAGAACAGAGCAGAUUUUAAACCCAUCUGUUGACGUGAUACCGUCUCACGUAAGAGGAAGCACGCCGGACAGGGUUGCAAGUGUUGGUAAAAUCCUGCUCAAAUCUGGGGGCGGAGAAGAAAAGUUCAUUGACACCGGUAACCUACAGAAAAAUUCCGAAAAUAAGACAAACAAUCAUAGCCAAGAUCUGACCGUGUCCACUAGAGCGUUUGUAUACGCUAUCACGUCAGCUAAUGAGGCUGCGGAGGCGUCAGCAAUGGAGAUGCAAAGAAACGCAGACGACACUGACGGAAACUCAUCACGUGACGAUGAGGACGAGAAAAACAGGGUAUUCUGGCCAAAAUGUUUACUUCUGAUGCUAGCGGUUAUGAUGUUAAUAGCUGGCAUUGUUGCAGUGAUUGUUGUCGUUGAUAAAGAUGAACCGGAACCAAGGGGUAAAGUUAUACCUGAUCCAAUAACACAUGAGGAGUGUAAGAGUAGAUCAUUUUACCUUGGAGACAAAUUGAACUUCACGUGUAUCUUUGACGUCACACACGAGUACAGAAAAAUACUGACGAAAGCGAAAAAGGUUGAAGUUAUACCGCAAAACAAGGUAAAUGUUCUAGCCAACAACUUAUUUACGUAUUCAAUGAAAAUAACUAACGACGUUUCAAGUCGUUACGAAAUAACUAUCACAAAUGGAUCACGUGCUAAAUGUAGUUCAAAUGGAACAUAUGACGUCAUAUUCAAAGAUGAAAAUGACGAAGCUAUACACUCGGCAAAUGUUAGAUUCGCAAUAAAAGAAGCAACCCUGAAAACAACAAUGACACAGAAAGUGUUAACAGGCUCCAGAUGUAUGCAGACAGACUCCGGUGAUUUGGUGACAGAAUUUGAGGUCACGUGUAAUCUACACAAUGGUUGUAACAACUAUCACACAACAAUAUACAGAAGAACAAAAUCAGGAUCAGAAGAAAGCUUGAUUCAGUAUUUAAAAUGUGAAAGAAAUUUUACCGACACCGACGGUCACAUGAUGAGCUGCUCAGCGUCUUUGCCGGACAUCUUUGUAGAAAACUUCGUAUACCUCGGCUGCAAAGUGGAGACGCGGCUGCCGAAUAACAAACUGUUGAAGUUGAACGCACCCUUUACAUUACCAGAGUGUGGCAUUGACUCAAAAUGUGACAACAAACAACCAAAUUCUGAGCGAUUCGACUGUUCAAAGACAUCAAAAGAUUUUCAAAAUCUUCUUCAAGCGAAAUGUGACGCAAAGAAAUUGAAAAACUGUCUAAAACCCGGACGCACGGUUUUUAGCUUGAAUAAAGAUCGGUACGAGAAUUUAACAUGUUCCGAAGAUAAUGUAGUUCCCGUAUGUAGACUAUCGUGGUGCGCAAACUACAGAACAAUAAUAACAAAAAACGAGAUUCCAGGCGAGGAAAUUUGCAAAGAAAAUUUUAAUGAACCAUACGUUUCGCCUACAACUACAGUGUCAACUUCAACAUCGACUUCAAGUUCAUCUACAUCUUCAACUAUAACUUCAACAACACCUGCAACUAUAACUUCAACAACAACUUCAACUAAAACUUCAACAACAACUUCAACUAAAACUUCAACAACAACUUCAACUAUAUCUUCAAUAACACCUUCAACUAUAACUUCAACAACAUCUUCUUCAACUACACCUUCACAAACAUCUUCGACUUUAACUUCGUCUUCGAGUUCAAAAACUGUUACACGUCCAACUACAUCAAAAUAGAAAUAAACUCACGUUCAGACUUAAUGUAUGUGAAUGAAAAUGUUCUGACCUUUUAUUUCGGAUAUUAUUUUCAUGGACAGAUAAUCCAAGACAAUUAUCUAGAAAAGAUUGCACAAAUUAUCUUCCUUGCCGCAAUCUAUUACUAUUCUGUUUCUUGUGUUACGUUCAAGGGAGUCUGAGUGAUGUAAAGGUGUGCUACAAGUAACCAGUGUGUAAGGAGUUGUAAUGCUUUAUGAAAAUCAUGAUCAAAUUUAAGACCAUGAGUUAAGAGAGCAAUACAAUAUUCAUGGAACCAUAGAUAGUGUUCAGUUAGCAAGUCUCAGUGUCUUAUUUUGUUGAAUUCAGUGAGCAAUUUUAUUGAAGAGUUUAUAACUUAAAUAACAAUUAUCACGGUGAUGAAAGCGUAUGGUAUGGUGGAUGAUUUGUGCAAUGUCGUACUUUAGCUCCGCAGGGCGCAAGGCGAAAACACGAAAAUAAGACAAAGUCAUUACUUUGUCGUACUUUCGCUCCGCGGAGUGCAAGCCGAAAACACGAAUAAUAUGACAAUGUUACCACUUUGUUUUAUUCACGUGUCUUCGCCUGGAUCCCCGCGACAUGACACAAGUCAGCCACCAUAGUAUGGUGUUCGUUACUUAACAUACAGUACUUGAUGUAUAAUUAAUGAUGUUUAUCGCUCAAGUUAUCAUUGAGCAAUGCUUAUAUAUUUAGGUGUUUGGUUGCUUCAACGAUAUGAAUUUCUGUUAUUCUGUGAAGUAAUAAAUAAUAAAUAACAACAAAGAAAG